Molecule: messenger RNA, 810 nt
Organism: Prunus armeniaca (apricot)
Lineage: Eukaryota; Viridiplantae; Streptophyta; Magnoliopsida; Rosales; Rosaceae
Source: the annotation of a GenBank genome assembly
AUGGCUUGGUUGUCAUGGUUCUGUCUCCUCUUCCUGCUCUCUACUACUUGUCAAUUCGACUCUACUUGUUCAUCAUCUAACUCUUCCUCUUCUAUUUCUUCAGGGCAUUUAUGCCAUCCCGAAGACAGCUCUGCUUUGCUUCAAUUCAAAAACUCCUUUUCAAUUUCUUGGCAGAAAGGCAAGGAUUGUUGCGCAUGGAGUGGAGUCACUUGUGAAAAGAUGACUGGUCAUGUGAUCGGUCUCAACCUUGGUUCUGGUGGGCUUCAAGGCAAUAUCCAUUCCAAUAGCAGCUUAUUCUCUCUUGGCCAUCUCAAGAGGCUAGACCUCUCUCAUAAUGAUUUCAGAGGCUCCCCAAUUUCGUCCAAAUUUGGUGGCUUUUUUGGUGGCCAAAUCCCAUGGUCACUUUUAAACCUUGAGAGGCUCACUCACUUGGAUCUUAGUGGCAACAAUUAUGUCGGUCAGUUUCCAGAAGUUGAUAGCAACUCGACAUCGAACUCUUCUUUGUAUGAUUUUUCAAAACAACAACUGGUGGGUCCUAUUCCUCGACACUUAACCGUGCUCGUUUUAUAUGAGAACCAACUCAACGGAACAAUACCAUCUUGGUUAGGUAGUUUGCCAUCAUUGGAGGGCUUAGACCUCGGAAGUAACCAACUCAGCGGUAAUAUCAUUGAGUUCCAAUCUCGUUCUUGGAAUACCUUGUUAGGGGAUAACAAGCUGGAUGGCCUGAUUCCAAGAUCAAUCUUUGAUCUUGAGAAGGUUACGGAACUUGAUCUAUCAUCCAAUAACUUGAGUGGCACAUGUGGAGUUUGA